Protopolystoma xenopodis is the source of this 258-nucleotide messenger RNA. The record is from the annotation of a GenBank genome assembly. Lineage: Eukaryota; Metazoa; Platyhelminthes; Monogenea; Polystomatidea; Polystomatidae.
AUGUGGACAUGCGUCUGGAAAGCUGAUGAGGAAUGGGCUAAUCAAGUUAACCACUCGAGCUCGACCCCCUAUCCGAUGCUCAAGUCCGAGCACAUGCGAGCAAACGACUCGGCGUCAGCGUGUGAAGGAGUUGGUUUUGCUUUCGAUGCGGUUAGGCCGAGAUGCUUCGUAUGCGGAGGCGCAUCAGAGUGGGCCGGUGAUGCGGGCGCCAGGCGUCAAGCGGCUGAGUCACGAGGAGUGAAGUCAGUUGCGGACUAA